Messenger RNA from Corylus avellana, 677 nucleotides. RefSeq names its product eukaryotic translation initiation factor 5A-2. Gene Ontology annotation, biological process: positive regulation of translational elongation; positive regulation of translational termination. The record is from RefSeq and is a predicted model, not a curated record. Gene Ontology annotation, molecular function: ribosome binding; translation elongation factor activity; RNA binding. Lineage: Eukaryota; Viridiplantae; Streptophyta; Magnoliopsida; Fagales; Betulaceae.
GUCCUCUUCAUUGUCAGAAAGAACAAAGCGGAGAGACAGAGAGAGUGAGAGAAACAGAAAGAAAGCUUGGAAAAAUGUCGGACGAGGAGCACCACUUCGAGUCCAAGGCCGACGCAGGAGCGUCAAAGACCUACCCUCAACAAGCUGGUGCCAUUCGCAAGAGUGGCUACAUCGUCAUCAAGAACAGGCCUUGCAAGGUUGUAGAAGUUUCCACUUCCAAAACUGGCAAGCAUGGACAUGCAAAGUGCCACUUCGUGGCAAUUGACAUAUUUAAUGGGAAGAAGCUCGAAGAUAUUGUUCCUUCAUCCCACAACUGUGAUGUUCCUCAUGUUAAUCGUACUGACUAUCAGCUCAUUGAUAUCUCCGAAGAUGGUUUUGUGAGUCUUCUAACUGAUAAUGGAAACACAAAGGAUGAUCUGAGGCUUCCCACCGAUGACAAUCUGCUCACUCAGAUUAAAGAUGGGUUUGGCGAAGGAAAGGACCUUGUGGUGACAGUCAUGUCUGCAAUGGGAGAGGAACAGAUCUGUGCCCUUAAGGACAUUGGCCCCAAAAACUAAAUAUGAUGCUGUAGCAGUAGCUAUAGCUGAUUGCAAAUGAAACUUUUUGUUUUUAGAUCUAACAACGAUCUUAUCUACUGUUUGUGAAAUAAGUUUUAAUAAGAUGAUAUUUAGCAUUUA